AUGGUGAAGCAAACAUUGGGCAGGGCCAUCCAACUGGCUGACCAAGUCGCAAAAGCUUUGGACAGGGCAUUGGUGAGAUCCAAGGACAAGAGCUUCAUCCCCGACCUCAAAUCCAAGGCUGAACAGCUGGCGGGGCUUCUCCGCCAACUCAGCAGCAUCGACCUCGGCACCUACGAUCGCCCCGUACGUGCGAUCAUCGACAGCGUCGAACAAAGCCUCGAUAGGUGUCUGUUCCGGCUGCUCAAGCAUCAUUGUCCCAAAUGGAUCAUCAUCAAGAUCAUCAAGAAGCGUUUCCCCACCCUCAUCCCCAUUGUUUCGUUCCGUGAAACGUUUUGGCUUCUUGACGCUUCAAUCAACGACAUGUCUUGGCUGAUCCAUUUUUGGAGGAACAAGACGAACGGGAGAUUUGAACUGUCUCUGCCCCUAAUGAAAUCAAACAACCGCAUGCUGUGUCUCGUUUGGGAAGAGAUUGCAAUUCGUCAUGACCCGGCUCAAUCCUACCAAGCUCGAUCUAGUGCUGCAGCUUCACUCGGUGAGAUGGCCAGGUACCUAGACGCGUACAGGAAGUUGAUCAUCCGGGAAUGUGGAGUCGAGGCCUUGUUGAAAUUGAUGGAGGAGGGUCCAAUGGAAGCCAAAGAGAGUGCUGCCAUAGCCCUGGGGUUUGUGGGAUGGUCCUCGGAAUGUGCUGGGAUAAGUGUCGAUGUAUGUAAAGUGUUUGCGAAAAUCCUCAGUGAAGGUUUCAUGAAAGUUCAGGCUGAGGUGGCCUUCGCGGUGUCACUGAUCGCAGAAAGAAACCCCAAAUGGCAAGAUGCUUUUGCAGAGCACGAUGUUGUCCGCUUGCUUGUCGGCCAUCUUGCAUUCGAAACUGCUGGAGUGCAUAGCAGCAAAACCCAUAGCAAUGACAAUGCCAAUGCCAAUGCCAAUGAAGACCCUGACACCAUAGCGCAAAUGAAAGCGAUGGCAGCCAGAGCCCUUUUCAGACUAGCCGAGGAUAACUCAGCCAUUUGCCGUAUCCUCGCAGAAUCAACAGCGCUAUAUAGUUUUGCAGUACUUCUGGAAAAAGGUUGUGAAGAUGCUCAAUUACAUUCAGUCUAUGCAUUAAUGGCGAUCAAGAAAGUGGCAGAGAAAGAUGCUGAUUUGAGACUAAGAUGUGACUUCAGUCCUAAUUCCCCCACUUGGAAAUAUGUUGUUGAUCAAUUAUUACUGAAAAUCACCGAGAAGACAGAAGACUCACACUUCCAGAAAUCAUGCAUCUAUGCUAUUGAGAAUUUGGCAAGGACAUUUGGGUCAAUAGAGACAAGAAUGAUUGGCCCACUGGUGCAGCUUCUGCAUGGAAGAGAAUAUUAUGUUACCGAGGGGGCUUGCAUUGCCCUCACAAAAUUAGCUCGGACAGAUAACUAUUUUCACAUUGAACAUUCCAAGGCAAUAAUAAGUGCUGGAGGUGUUAAACACUUAAUCCAGAUUUUGUAUGACAAGAAAGUUUUACAUGCGUUGGUUCUCAUCUGCUAUAUUGCACUGCACGUACCAGACGACGAAGAGCUUGCCCAAGCUGAGGUGCUUGCAGCGCUUACGUGGGCAUCCAAGCUAUCUUUUUUGACCGCAUACAAAGAGCUGGACAGAUUGCUGUGCAACAUUCCACUACAUGUACCAGAAUGGGAAGAACUUUACCAAGCUGGGUUGACCCCGCUGCUUGUAUUGGAAACCCAUGAACGUUAUUUGUCCAAAGAAGACACACUACCCACAUUGUUACAAGAGGCUAAGAGUAGGUUGAAUCUUCAUCAGUCCAAGGGCUCACGGAGGGUCAAUUGA
Prunus persica (peach) is the source of this 1809-nucleotide messenger RNA. RefSeq lists its product as uncharacterized. Lineage: Eukaryota; Viridiplantae; Streptophyta; Magnoliopsida; Rosales; Rosaceae. The record is from RefSeq and is a predicted model, not a curated record. Bases 1 to 1809 code for a protein of 602 amino acids. The transcript has a single exon.